Messenger RNA from Serpula lacrymans var. lacrymans S7.9, 1424 nucleotides. RefSeq lists its product as uncharacterized. The transcript is spliced from 5 exons. NCBI's taxonomy places the organism in Eukaryota, Fungi, Basidiomycota, Agaricomycetes, Boletales, Serpulaceae. The record is from RefSeq and is a predicted model, not a curated record. The coding region runs from base 47 to 184 and encodes 45 amino acids.
GAUGCAACUUUUCAUUUAAAUAUCUUUGGGGGAAACAAGCUAACAAAUGUCUAUUGCAGUGUACUUUGGUUCGUCUUGGAAAAUGUCAUCGUCUUUAACAGUCCAUGGCACAGGCCCCGGCAUUUACCCCUUGCACCAAAGUUGGACAUCAAGGGAACAGGGGAAUGAAUAUAACGCUGGUUGAUCCGUUGAGAAUCACCGAUGUGUACACAUAGUUCCGCCAUUUCGCAUCUCAGAACAGCCUAAACCACGAUCGGACGCUCACAGCACGGGUACCCCAGUCGGCAUCUUCAGCACUGUGACUUCUUCAACCAUAUUUCAAUCAAUGCAAAGCUUUUCUUAGUUUCUAUGUAUGGUGCACGCAUGCAUACCUAUUCUGCUAAGCCAUUUUCACGCUGGUACAUCCUAUUCAGUGCUGAUAAAUAUGGAACACAGCGCUACCGUAACUGUUCAGGGUUACUGAUAUCACGGCGUUCACCACACAUUUGGCAUUGCUUUAUCCUGAAAGACUCUUUCCAGCAGACAGAUGCUACGUAUUUCCACCAGCUCGCUUCUCAAGUCUGACAAUGCACGUCAAAGUCCGUGUCUGCCGCUCCUAGAGCUAAGCGCUUUAUAUCCUGCGUAGCAUAUUUUGCUGCCUCAGCGUACUCCACACGAACGCACUUCUUUUGUCCCGUGAAAGUUCCCCGCCUUCCUGUGUGAUCGUGCAAAUUCGAGGUUUCCCAAUCAUCCUAAUAAGUAUCGUGGCAUCAUGGUUACCUUGUGACCAGAACAGCGUAGGAAUCUAGUUCCGUUGUGGAGGUACUACUGACUUCCAGAAGACAACAUGUGUAUCCAUGGCCCAUACCUUAUCUAUCGUCGCGAAAACUCGACAGAAAUAAGACGCCCCUACUGAAGCAGUCACACCAGGGCCUCCAUCAACCCCCAAAUGACCGUACCCGAGCGGCAUUGAUACAAGAGCAUACCGAUCUCGUUAUGGUAUCUCUCAAACGGUCAACCAUGGCCAUAAUGUCCUAGUACGCUAUCCUUGCGAGCUUACACAACCCAGAACAAAUAAAACCAGUACUGCGGCAGUGGAGUAACAGUGAGGAUAUAUCAGACAAGUACAAAAAAUCAUGUAAGUACGCUAAACCAUGAUAGACAUAAUACAAAUCGUGCAAAGCGCCCCGUCUUUCUCUGUCUCCUCCAAAGUCGGAAUGCCCUAUAGAUCGUUAGCCCAGACACACCAUGUUUGGAUAGGAGCAUGACUAACAGUGACGAAGUCCAAGUCUUUUAAGGGGUGCUAGAAUGGCAUCCUCAGAUCAAAUGUUCGCAAACAUCCAGUCACCGCAAACACCACGUACCAUCUUUGUCUUCUUGAAUAUCUUAAACCCGAGGAACAAGCCAGCGAAAAUGGCACACUGAUGACAGUGACUUACAAGCGG